AUGGAGGAGGGGAAGAACCCUGGUACUUACAUUGGGGAUGUAGCUGCUGACUCACAUCUACUGGAUCAAGUCCCUUACCAAGAACAUCACGAAUUUCAAGAUAUUUACGAGUUCAAAGUAUUGGUGGAAGAUAACGGAACACCAUCUUUGAAUAACACUGCAGAUGUCGUCAUUGAAGUUACAGACGAAAAUGAUAAUUCUCCUUAUUUUACUUUUCCGAGUGUUAACCCUUACAGCUUAGAUGUCCUCUACUACCCACACCAUACAAAAAACAUCACUAUCCUGAAAGCAACUGAUAAAGACAGUCUCGAGAAUGCUUUUCUAUCAUAUGAAAUCGUCAGAGGAAAUGAUAACAAAAUCUUUGCAGUUAACCGCUACUCUGGUUUACUAUCUUUCAAUCGAGAAGCCAACCAACAUGAUGCGGGGGCUCAUGACUUACAGUUUGUUGUGAAGGAUAGUGGCAUUCCAACACUUUCAGCAAGUACUAAUCUCUCUUUAGUCCUUACUGUAAGCAACUUGACUUCUGAAAUGUUCAAUGCUACACACAUUCAGCUGAGUGAAAAAAUCCAUCAGUAUUUACUGAUUGUCAUUGUGCUUGUAGCUGUAACUCUGGCUGUGCCCAUUACAGCCAGUCUUUCGAUUUGCUGUAUUCGAUGCAAUGAACGCCGGAAAGCCCCACGUAAUGGCCGACUGAAAAUUUCAAAGAAAAAACUGGACCAGCAGCGACACUUAAUUGUUCAUCCACAUCUGGCCACUGCAUGGUCUGAAGUUGCCAUUGUCAGGUCAGCUGAAGCAAACGGAGUAAGACCUGCUCAACCAGCUCGACAAAAGCAAGCCCAGUCAUCUGAUGAAAACUUGAACCAAACAAGGAAAAGUUCUACUUUGACAAUGAAACGUCAAAAAGCUUCAGAUAUUAUAUAUCAGGAAAUAGACACUGAAGAUACGAAUGAACAAACCCAGUUUAUAAUUCCAGAUGUCCAAAGAGAGUUGAAAUCUGCAAAAACUGACAGUGAAGAUGGUUGGAGUGAUGCAGAAUUAAAAGCUGCACAGCAACUAAAAGAUCUCUCUUCUUCUGACUACAUUGAGCCUCAUUCUUCAGACAAAGACCAAAUUUCCAGCAGAUGUGAGGCAUCUUCUCAAGAACCGUUACUCUUCUCUGUCGACAGUGGAUUCAACACACCAUACGGCAUUGUUCCUUUCCCAGAAGCUGCUGCAGUGUAUCGCUACUUAGAAAAUGUUUCGAUCUGA
Messenger RNA from Acanthosepion pharaonis, 1248 nucleotides. The record is from the annotation of a GenBank genome assembly. Lineage: Eukaryota; Metazoa; Mollusca; Cephalopoda; Sepiida; Sepiidae.